This is a messenger RNA of Nematolebias whitei (Rio pearlfish), 6493 nucleotides long. Its product is annotated as protein piccolo. The transcript has 8 exons. The record is from RefSeq and is a predicted model, not a curated record. Lineage: Eukaryota; Metazoa; Chordata; Actinopteri; Cyprinodontiformes; Rivulidae. The coding region runs from base 1 to 5625 and encodes 1874 amino acids.
AUGGCGAGCCUGUGCAAAAAGCAGCAAUGCACAAUCGACAGGCGCGGCUUUCGGCAGGAACUUGACUCGUGGCGACACAAACUCAUUCACUGUGUAGGUUUUGAGAGCAUCCUUGAAGGUCUGAUUUGUCCAGAGUUGCUAGAAGACCUAAAAGUAUUUAAGGACUCUAAUCAUGUUGCAGUUUCUGAUUGGUCAUUUGAUGAAAACUGUAUAUUCUGCUGUCUGAGAAGAGAUAAAGUUAAAGAACACUUGAUUGGCUUAAACAAAGGGCUUGAUGAGACACCCAAACGUCUCCUGGUUAAAGAUCAGCUCACAAUCAUCAGACUAGAGAAGCAAGCCGAGGAGUUUCUCAGUGCAGUUCUCUGCAGAAAAGAUGUGCCAAAUUUCUCAGAUCCAAACAUUCCAGUAGUGGCUCGAGAGAUUCUUCAGAGAAUGAUCAGUCAGUUUGCUGCCGAAUAUACCUCAAAAACCAGCUCCCCUCAGGACAGUCACUCAGACUCACCGCCUCAAUCUGACCAAAGCCUGCCGGCCCCACGCUCCCUGUCAGUGGUUCGUCCGAAAAUCCCUGCUGCCACUCUGGCUGGGCCUGCACACAACCAGAACCCAGUUCUGUGCAAGCUUCUCAUGGCUGACCAGGAUGCUCCCCUUGACCUCACCAUCAAGAAGCCCCUGGCAGAGCCCACUGAACAAGAUGGAGUGCUUGACCUAUCCAUCAAAAAGAAUCGCCAUAGCAACAGCAGCCCACCUGGCCACAAUCCCUGCUUUUCUCCUGCUACAUCCACACUGAAGGGUGAGUCUCCAGACCUUCGGGUCGCAAAGGCUAAAGACCUGCAGUCCACAGCCACGCUGGAACAGCUUAUGAAAAAACUUUGUCCCCAUCAUCAGAGGCAGAUAGUAGACGCCAUUGGCUUUCUUCAGAUGGAAGUUAAAGCACAUGCGUCUUGUAACGCACAGAAAGACUCCAACUCUACCGCUGCGAUCCAAGAAACAGAUCGUUCCAGUGCGAACUCCAGCAGAGUCAUCCUGGCAAAGUCACUCCCUGAGCUAAAGCUUCCCAGUGAAUCGACUCCUAAGGCAGAAGUCCAGGAACUGUCUUAUUCUGUCCCAAACAGCUGUGAACUGAAGAAGAUUCCAGAGAAUGCUGUGUCCCUGAAAACAUCUGUAAAUGCUGGCUCUGCUUUGGAUAUUUUCAGUCUUGCAUCAGAAAAUGACCAACAGCUAGCCACUUCUAUUGCUAAUGCAGUGGAUGGAGAGAACAACCGUGAUGGUGAUCACGCCCCUCUUAAGAUGAAAAUUAUGACUAGCACCGCUGCUGCUGGUAAAAAGUUGUCCUGCAUUCUCAAUGCCGCUUUUUCUUCUAACUCUGAAACGUUUGAGAACAAACAGGCUAACACCAAUUCGCCCAGCCGGGGAGAGCCUCACAGUGCAAGACUCAGCACGUCUGCGAAAAGACUCAGUCAGACAAGUCUCGCGCAUCAAGCUAGACAAAUGGAGAUUCUUGGCAACCUAAAAGAUGCACCAGCAAGAGUGUUUCCAGUCCGUAUGGCUAUUUCUUCAGAUUCUGCUCAAACUGCCAGGAAGACCAUGAGGGUGUCCAGUGAACAUGGGCUCAAGGAUUCUGUUUGUAUGGACAUAGUUGACCCUGAUAUUGGUCACUGUGACAUAGUUUUUAUAGACAAGCCCAUUACAGAGUGUUUUAAGAAGCAGCGACGUAGUUUGCUCCCACGCCGCAACGCCAGAAAAAGCACCAGGGGACAUAUGUAUUCAGAUGAAAUUUGGGAGUUAAAAACUGUUCGCACAUUGGCCAGAAGAGGCAGCUGUCCUAAUCCAAUGCCAGAGCUGAUCACACUGAUCACCCCAAAACAUAUACUUGCAAAGCCUGAUGGUGUACCUCCUGUUGAUUUGCCUUUUUCUGGAGCAUGCACAGAGACAAUGAAUCACCAAACGCCCACAGAAGAGUCCAAUGAGGGUGUAAUUCCACGAGCAGAAGACAUUGUAGAGAUAGCAGCUAGUAAAGUAGACAUGGUAGUUGAAAUGAGUCAGACAGAUCUGUGUCAGAACAAAGAGCAGUCCGGUCCAGCAUCUCCAUUAAAGCUCCAUGUAGAGAACCAAGAAACUCUUACGGAUGCUUUUGCAGAACAGGAAAAAACCGCAGAGUUAGAAAUGACAGCACAAAGUGGAGAAAGUGUUGAUCGCUCGCCACACGCCGAAGCAACAAAAGAGAACGAGCCGGAACCACAAAAAGUCCUAGAUCUCAAUACAGAGCAAACGGUUUCAGAAGCAGAGGUGCAGCCAGUAGAGAGCGAUGCCAUAGAAGAAGUUGAGCCCCGACUUUCAUCUGAUAAACUAACCAACGGUGAGCCUGAUCUUCAGCAGAGCACUACCUCGUCUUCUUCAAUGAAUCAAGUUGAGGAAGCGAUGGAGGAAGACAAAGAGGAAAAUAUUCAAAAUGUGCAACAUCAGGAACUUCAGUCUGCAACACAAACUCAUCCUGACAGUGUUGACGUAACUGAGAAUUUGUUGACCACAGGUUCAGCAGAGGAACUGAUUGUGAAACCGGUGGAAGUUGAAACUCCUCAAGUCAUCGACAGCUCAACACUUGCGGAGACAAAAAAUAAUGACACUGAUGCAUCAACAAAGGCACUUGAUGCACCUCUGAAAGAGUCGCCACCUCCACGUAAGAAAAAAACUACCAAACGUUUGCUUGCAGAGUCACUGAAACUGACAGAAACAGUCGUGGGUUAUGUUAAUGGUAAACCUGUAUCAGCUUCUGACAGGAGUUUACGCCACAGAGCAGGCAGUAACCCCAUAUCGCCAAGUAAAACUCCAGUAAAAUCGAGUCAGAAUGUACCCAACAAAACUCUUCCUGAUCCUGCUGCUGAUUUACCAGUUGAAAUCCAAAAAGUAGAGAACCCUUCACCUGAAACACACAUGCCUAUGAAACUGGUGGUAACUCCUCCAGAAAUUCAGCAGGUGGCAGAACCAUCCUCUGAGACCUCAUCAACCCAAGCAUCGAAAUCACCUUUAAACCCCCAAAAGAUCCAUUGUGACAAGAAUGAUCAGAAAAAUAGCUUGUCUGUGCCUCCUGAUCAGCCUCAUGCUCAGCCUCCUGAUCAGCAGCCUGCUCAGCCUCCUGAUCAUCCUGAUCAGCAGCCUGCUCAGCCUCCUGAUCAGCAGCCUGCUCAGUCUCCUGCUCAGCCUCCUGAUCAGGCUCAGAACACUACACACAAACGCCCUCUGAGAUCAGCCAGCCACAAGCCAUUUGUUACUCCAGCAUCAGUACCUUCUUCUUCGGUCACUUCCUUGUCCUCUCCAAAACCUUCUUCACUUAUUCUUCCCCUUGCAGAACAGAGCCCCCUCCUCCCUUAUCCACCAUCAGUUACAGCAUCUUCUCUAAAAACGUCACCUGAACCGCCAGCAUCCGAGCAACCUCAACAGAAGACAGAAACUGUGAACUCAAACGUUAAAAACACACAGUCAACUGAGGCGGCCUCUGAAGAUGUACCAAAAUCUAAUGUGCCCACAGGAUCAGAAACCAAACAGAAACUAAGAUCAGCCAGAGCUGUAACAAACAGCAGUGAGAAGGAGAAGCAGCAAAUUAGUGAGGGGGAAUCAAAUUCCUCAGAAAGUAAGAGUCCUUUCAAGACCGAAUUGGAAAUGGAGCCGGUUUCAGUUAGAGGCAAACGAGGUCGUCGAAGGAACAGAGAUGUAGUUGAUGUUGCUUUGAUUCCGAAAAAAAAAGUAUCGUUGGAGGACAAGUCGGCAGACGGAGACGGUAACGGUGCUUCUGUAUCAGACAAACCCACAAGAAUGCCAUUAAGGAGUGAGACCAGUAAGGCUGAAACGCCCGACCAGUCUGUAAAUCAGUUGCCACCAGCAGACAAAUUCAAAAAAACGUUCAAUACAAAAACCAGCACACCAGCAGACAAGAAAUUAGCCUUGAGAUCACAAAGGUUGACUACACCUUCUGCCAGUUCUACUGAAACUUCAAAACAAAGUAAUGUGUCAUCACCUGCUAGAACAUUGCCAGAGAGAAUAUCUAAAGGUCAAGGAAGGCCCAAUCCAGUGUCUGUUACAUCGUUUUCUCACAACGCAGACCUCCCUGUGGUUACCCCAAAAGACGAGUCCCCAAAACAAACAAACAACAAAUUCUUUGAGACGCUAAUGGGAGAAGAGAGCCAACACUUAAUUACAAAUCUGAACAACAAAUACGAUAAACUGCUGAAGAGUUGGGUGCAAUUGGACAAAGAGGGUCAGCCACCAGCAAAAUACAAAAACAAAUCGGACAGACAGGCAGCUAUAUGGAAAAGUAAACGCAGGGCACGGAAGUCCAAGUCCUCGGAGCAUCAGAAAUACUCGCCCGUCCAAAUGCUUUUCAUGAGAAGUUUUAAUCUCACCAGCAUUUGUCACUGGUUUCUAGAAACAACAGAAACUAAAUCCCUUGUUAUUGUCAAGAAUGUCAACACUCGUCUUCCGUCAGAAACCCAGCUGUGCUUCCACAGCUCGGCGUCUGCAUCAGGGCCUUCACAAGGAGUGUUCCCGAGCCUUCAGGCGGAGCGUUUAAAGAAACAUUUGAAAAAGUUUGCCAUAGCCUCUCCUGUUAAGAGCAAUCCCAAGAGUCUGAAGCUCAUUGCUAAAGCACUCGAGCAAGAGGCAAACACAGUUAAAGGAAUGGAAGAAGUUCCCAGUGAUGCUCCAACUCCCAGUAAGUCAACAGCCUCCGAUAAAACCUGCGCACAAAAACAGGAAUCCAAAAAAUCCUCAGCAAAUAAGAAUCCAGCUAGUGCAAGAAUCCUGAGGAAGUACUCCAACAUCCGAGAGAAGAUGCAGGUUCAGCAAACCACGGUGAGGCUGAAGGGGGCCUCCAAAAUGUUAAAAAACAAAAAGAUGAAAACACUGGCUGCUGCCAAAUCUGCCAAGGCAAAGCUCAAACCAUCUCUGAAGGGACGGAAAGCAGCGAUGCCCAUCGGCAAGCAAAUGAAAGAGUCCACAGCGAAACUGCACAGGACGAAAAUGUUAGCUGUAAAAAAGUCGGCGAAGCGUUUAUUUCAAAAGAAGGCAGGCAAAGCUCCAAAGGCUGCACGUAAAAAAGAACUGCCAAAAAGAUCUUCUCAACGACUCGGGUCUCCUAAAAUAUCUGAGCAGAACUCCGUGGACACGUCAAAAAGCAAGGUGACCAGCAAAAAGCAGAACGAGGCAGACAAAGCAGAAGUGGAGAAGUGCGACGCAAAUAAAGCGAGUUCUGCUAAAAUCCAAAUGAAGGACUCCUCUCAGGGUGCGGCUGCAGAAGCCAAAGGUUGUGAAAACGCAGCCGAAAUCAAACAGCAGAGCACGGAGGUGCAGUCUCCAGCCUCCCCGGACCAGGUGCUAACAAGAUCCCAGAGGAAACUGGAGGCAGCGGCCCCUCCGAGUCCAAGUCCUGCUUCAAAGAGGGCCAAAAAGCCCAAAUCUUCACACACAGCGUCUCCUAAAGUGGUCAAGGAAGCGGAUGAACCGAAGCUGACGAGAAGCGGGGUUGUGAAGAGACCUCAGAAAUCAUCACUGCCAAGAAGUGUCGCUAAAGGAGCCACCAAGAGAGCUCGGGGGCCUUUGGAGACCCCCACAAAGCGCACCAGGACAAAAUAGAAUGGGCUCAUGGAAAGAGAUCUUUAUUAUUAUUAUUAUUUUUAAUCUGAAAAAUACAGAGGACGACAAAAUAUUUCUAUUUUAUUUUCUUCCUAAACUCGUCAGAGGAUGCUCUUCUCAGUGACUAUGGAAGAAACGGACACUAAGUCAUGCGUCAUGCCGUAUUUCCUAAAGGUUUGUGCCGUGUUCAGGGGCGCCAGACGAGUUCUGCGUCGCGUCUUCACAGCUUCAGCGCUCAACUACCGUGUUUUUCAGAUUAUAAGGCGCAUUAAGCGAAACGAAACAGAAAAGUCAAACUUUAUUCAAGCGAUUCACAAUAACCACAUACAAUCAGUUCGAGGUCAGAAAGCACAAGCAGAACGAAUGCGUAAGGCGCACUGUUGAUUUUUGAGAAAAUUAAAGUGCACCUUCUAGUCUGAGAAACACGGUAAACGUCUGGAGAUAACAGCCUGUCAAACCUCGUUUUAGUUGAGAUAAAACACAUUGUUGGAUUGUAUUAAGUUAACGGUCAUAUUUUUCUGCUCCUUUGUUCCUCUUUGUGUAUAGUUGUUUUAAUGGCGGCACGUAUCGCAUUACUGUUCUACGAUCUUUGAGAAGGGAGUCUCGAGUCCACUUUUUCCGUGCAGUCAGUCGUCAGAUCGUUCCUCCAGCCAGUCUUCCAGUCACAGCCGUGUGAAAAUGUGACGUGACCAGGUGCCUUAUUUAUGAACCGUAACCGAAUGUGUCGCGAACUGUGAAUCCUUCUCUCUUUUCCUGGAGACGCAGUUGAUGUUCACGCACGUCACGACGCGUUGUGUUUUCCUGCCGUUUCUUUCGUUGGCUGUAGCGUUCAGAGUUUGACUCGUCCCCUCAACAGAUUUAAUUUUAU